Camelina sativa (false flax) is the source of this 477-nucleotide messenger RNA. Lineage: Eukaryota; Viridiplantae; Streptophyta; Magnoliopsida; Brassicales; Brassicaceae. The record is from RefSeq and is a predicted model, not a curated record.
CAGAACCCUAUAAAUAAGACAAUAUGAUUUCUCUUCUCUUCAUUACUCGUGCAAUCAAUAUAAACUACGAAAAGAGUUUUGAGAAUUUACCAUUAGCAAUGGAGAAAACGUCUCUCAAGCUUAUUUUCUUGUUAUCCCUCAUAGUCAUAGCAUUUUGUUCGUCUUUGGGUGAUGCAAGAGAGAUGAUGGUGGAGCAAGUGUACUGCAUCGAAGGCAAAUGUCCUGAAGGAAUGAAGAACUGUAACUGCUUGCCGCAAACAGCACAUAUAGAGAGAAAUGAUUACGGUCAGCCUUGCGAUACAGCUAAAGACUGUUACAAGUUCUGUCCUUCGAAAUGCAAACCUGGAACCUGUUCCUGUAGGUGUGAUUUUGGUUGUACAUGUACCUGUUAUUGAGUGUUUAGGAGAUUUUGUACCACCAUAGUUUUCUUUUUAUUACUUAGAUGCAUAGGAAAAAGAGAGAUACUAUAAAAUUAGU